Apis cerana (Asiatic honeybee) is the source of this 717-nucleotide messenger RNA. It is a transcript of the gene mRpL32, whose product is annotated as mitochondrial ribosomal protein L32. The record is from RefSeq and is a predicted model, not a curated record. Lineage: Eukaryota; Metazoa; Arthropoda; Insecta; Hymenoptera; Apidae. Gene Ontology annotation, cellular component: mitochondrial large ribosomal subunit. Gene Ontology annotation, molecular function: structural constituent of ribosome. Gene Ontology annotation, biological process: translation.
UAUGUUCUAUGGUAUAUUUUAAACAUGGCGAAUAAUAUUUUUAAUAGGUUACUCCAAGCAUUUAAAACAUUUGAUCAAAUAAUUAAUAUUAUUUUAGGACACAAUUUUCCAAGUAAUUUAUAUGUGAUUGAAUGUAAUUCUGUAAAACAAAUACAAUCUAUUAAUUUUCCUGGACAAUCUUUAAAAGAUAUAUUAAAUAAUACAAUUUUAUGGGCUGUACCUAAGAAACGACGAACUAUCGAGAAGCGUCUUAGUCGAAGAUUUGGUAUUCCUGAAUUACAUUGGAAACCCCAUGUUCCUAAAACUAAUAUUUUAAUGUGUAGAAAAUGUGGUCAUGAUUAUGAAGCUGGUACACUUUGUGGAUAUUGUUAUGAAAUAGUUAAAAAAGAAACAGAAAUAAUGCAACAAGCUAUACAAGAUUCGUUAGGAUUAAAACCUGUGGAACAAGAUGUUAUAGUAUUAUAUGAAGGAGAAAAAGAACAAUAUGAAGAUAAUUUUUGGAAGAAACAAAGGAUUAUAGAAUUACGUAAGAAAAGACCUGAUUGGUUUAAUCCAAAUCUACUUCAACCAACAACAAAAGAAGAAUUUGAUUCAGAGAAAGAAAAAAAACUUGAAUCUUCUUUGAAUUUUGAAAAAAAUAUUAAGAAUAAUUAAAUAGUUAUUUUAUAUUAAUAAACUCUGUUUAAAUUAAAUAAAUUUAAAUAAUAUAAAAAAGAA